Messenger RNA from Lactuca sativa (garden lettuce), 1435 nucleotides. Lineage: Eukaryota; Viridiplantae; Streptophyta; Magnoliopsida; Asterales; Asteraceae. The record is from RefSeq and is a predicted model, not a curated record.
UCAAAAUCAUCAAAAGCUCACUCUCCUUAUAUUGAUCACCAUGGUUCUUCACAAAGCUUCAAGUGUUGUUUUCUUGGUGUUACUAGGUUUGGGCAUUUGUGCUGCGACUAGAGCUCUCUUGACUAUAGAAGAGAGCAUUCCUUACACUCAUGGUGGUUUAGCAGGAGGUGGUGGUGGUGGAGGGGGUAGUGGCGGUGGAGGUGGUGGUGGUAUUGGGGCAGAAGGAGGACAUGGUGCUGGAUAUGGAGGUGGAGGUGGAGCUGGAAAAGGUGGUGGUGCGGGGUAUGGUGGUGGAGCAGCAGGAGGUGGAGGUGGAGGUGGUGGUAUUGGAGGAGGUGGUGGAGGAGGAGGAGGAGAGGCAGGUGUAGGUGCAGGUUAUGGAGGAGGAGAAGGAGGUGGGAGUGGUGGUGGACAUGGUGGUGGAGCACUUGGAGGUGGAGGUGGAGGUGGUGGUACCGGAGGAGGUGGUGGUGGAGGAGUUGGAGAACACGGUGGGGGUUAUGGUGGGGGAGAAGGAGGAGGGAUUGGUGGUGGACAUGGUGGUGGAGCACUUGGAGGUGGAGGUGGAGGUGGUGGUACCGGAGGAGGUGGUGGUGGAGGAGUUGGAGAACACGGUGGGGGUUAUGGUGGGGGAGAAGGAGGAGGGAUUGGUGGUGGACAUGGCGGUGGAGCACUCGGAGGUGGAGGUGGAGGUGGUGGUACCGGAGGAGGUGGUGGUGGAGGAGUUGGAGAACACGGUGGGGGUUAUGGUGGGGGAGAAGGAGGAGGGAUUGGUGGUGGACAUGGCGGUGGAGCACUCGGAGGUGGAGGUGGAGGUGGUGGUACCGGAGGAGGUGGUGGUGGAGGAGUUGGAGAACAAGGUGGGGGUUAUGGUGGAGGAGAAGGAGGAGGGAUUGGUGGUGGGUAUGGCGGUGGAGCACUCGGAGGUGGAGGUGGAGGUGGUGGUACAGGAGGUGGUGGUGGUGGAGGAGCUGGAGCACACGGUGGGGGUUAUGGUGGAGGAGAAGGAGGUGGGAAUGGCGGUGGAUAUGGUGGAGCUGCAGGAGGAGUUGGUGGUGGAGGUGGAGGCGGCCAUGGUGGUGGUGGCGGAGGAGGAGCUGGCAUAGGAGGAGCAGGAGGAAGUGGAUAUGGUAGUGGAGGCGGAGCUGGAGGGGGUGCCGGGGGAUCGUAUGGUGGAUACGGUGGUGGAGGUGGUUCAGGAGGAGGAGGAGGCGGUGGUAGUGCAGGAGGUGAGCAUGGAGCAGCAGGUGGAUAUGGAGGUGGUAGUGGGAGUGGAGAAGGCGGUGGUCAUGGUGGCUAUAUUCCUUAAGAAUGUCCAAAACGGACAAUGAUCUGUUUUCCUGUACAAUAAGAAAUUAAGCAGAUGCAUGCAAACAUAAGCUGCAUCAAGAUGUAAUCUUAUAAGUCAUUCAACGUGUGUUUAUGAAUUUUAUUA